This is a messenger RNA of Coregonus clupeaformis (lake whitefish), 3686 nucleotides long. RefSeq names its product protein MTSS 2-like. Gene Ontology annotation, molecular function: actin binding; phospholipid binding. Gene Ontology annotation, biological process: plasma membrane organization; cell projection assembly. The transcript has 15 exons. Lineage: Eukaryota; Metazoa; Chordata; Actinopteri; Salmoniformes; Salmonidae. The record is from RefSeq and is a predicted model, not a curated record. The coding region runs from base 484 to 3003 and encodes 839 amino acids. Gene Ontology annotation, cellular component: actin cytoskeleton; cytoplasmic side of plasma membrane.
AAAACGACUGCCCCCCUUCAAUUCCCAUAGAUCGAAUCACAGAACCCCAUCUUCAAGACAUCUGUUCCUCUACAACAGAGCGCGCCCCCGCUUCCAGAGCUGUGACCGAAUGACUCUCGUGGUCCCCUACAUUUGCCCGUGAUUAUCAGCCGAAGAUGAAGAUCGACGUUGACCAAAACUCACCCUGCUCUUCUUUUCGCAGUUUGUAGACCGGAGGAAAUCGGAACGAGGAUUUUUCCUCCUCUCCAUCACUCGCGUCCGAGCAGAGAGAGCCACCGACGAGGGUCAGCCCGGUGCCAUUGAGUAGCAGAUUUCUUUUUGUCUGCCCUCUAGUCGGGAGUUUGGCAUCCUCCGCGUCUGUCUUGGAGGGUGAAGGACAACGAAGAGCGAAUGAAAAUAUCGUGAUAUCUGAUGUGUGAAUAUUUUGCGUUUAUGCACAUUUAAUUUCUCGCAUUCAGUCAUCGUUAAAAGACGACUGUGAUAAUGGAGUCUGUGGAAAAGGAGUGUGGAGCGUUGGGUGGAUUAUUCCAAGCUAUCGUCAACGACAUGAAGAGUUCAUAUCCAGUGUGGGAAGACUUCAGUGCCAAGGCCACUAAACUACACUCCCAACUCAGGACUACAGUUCUGGCAAUAGUGACAUUUCUAGAUGCCUUUCAGAAGGUGGCAGACAUGGCGACCAACUCAAGAGGUGCCACCAGGGACAUAGGUUCAGCUCUGACCAGGAUGUGCAUGAGACACCGCAGCAUAGAGACUAAACUACGCUACUUCACCAAUGCUCUUAUGGAAGGCCUAGUCACUCCCCUCCAGGACAGGAUAGAGGAAUGGAAGAAGACAGCAUACCUGCUGGACAAAGACCACGCCAAAGAAUACAAGCGGUCUCGUCAGGAGAUAAAGAGGAAGUCCUCAGACACCAUGAAGCUCCAGAAGAAAGCCAGGAAAGAGCUUCUAGGCCGGGGGAACCUGCGUCCCCAGCUGGACAGUGCCAUGCAGGACGUCAGUGACCUCUACCUGCUGAUGGGGGAGACAGAGAAGCAGGCGGUGCGCCGGGCCCUCCUGGAGGAGAGGGGGCGCUACUGUUCCUUCAUCAACCUGCUGCAGCCUGUGGUGAAUGGAGAGAUAGGCAUGCUGGGAGAGAUCACUCACCUGCAGGCCAUUGUUGAUGACCUUACAGUGCUGACUGAAGACCCGCACAAACUGCCCCCGGCUAGUGAGCAGGUGAUCGGGGACCUGAAGGGUUCAGACUACAGUUGGUCCUACCAGACCCCUCCCUCCUCACCCAGCAGUGCUACUUCCAGGAAGAGCAGUAUGUGCAGUAUCCUCCAGAUGCCCGGUUCCGGUGCCCACCGCCUAAGCAGUGUUUCCUCCCACGACUCAGGGUUUAUCUCUCAGGAUGCCAACACCCAUUCCAAGCCCCCCUCACCCAUGCCCUCUGACAUCACCAGCCAGAAGACCACCAGCUCAGCCUCUUCUGAGGCAUCAGAAACCUGCCAGUCUCUCAGCGGGUGCAACUCUCCCACCGCGUUUGGCUCAUGCUCAUCCUUCGGUACCUUCCGCUCCACUCUCUCUUGCACUGGCUCCAUCAGGCCUCUCUCUGGCAUACUUCCUGGGUCCCCCACAUUUAACCGCUCUCCCGGAGCCAAAACCCCCUCACCCACAUCAAAGGUUCCUAGCUGGAAGGAUUGGUCCAAAACGAGUACCUACGAGCCCUUAUUGGCUACCACGCUGCAGCGAAGGAGAGAGUCAUUGGAAAGGAUGAGAGAGCAGGCGGUUCCUUCCAGUCCUAAAGGGUUCUCUGGGAUGCAUCCACACACCCCAGACACUCAUAGGUCCAUUCUGGCCCAAGCUGCUAUAGCCACAGCCAAGCACGGCGGUGAGACCAUGUCCCCAGCAGCCAGUACACUAGCCAUGGUGCUGAUCCGGGGUCUCAGUGUGGAGCAUCAGAAAAAUAGCAGGGAAUCUCUGCAGUACUCCAGUGGCUACAGCACCCAGACCAACACACCAUCCUGCUCAGAGGACACCAUCCCCUCACAGGGGUCUGACUAUGAUUGCUACUCUCUGAACGGGGAUGCUGGCACCAGCAGGGAGGCCGACUUUGACAAGUCCUCCACCAUCCCCCGCCACAGCAACAUCGCACAGAACUACCGCCGCAUGAUCCAAACCAAAAGGCCUGCCAGCACCGCCGGGCUGCCAGCCGGAGUGAGCCCUCCUGGGGGUACGCAUGGAGCGACUGCAGGGGGUGAUGGAGGUCGUGACGGGGGGCACGGAGCCAUCACCUCUGGAACAGCCACCAUCCGCCGAACCCCCUCCUCCAAAAUGGGGGUGAGACGCACCCCUUCCACCUCGGGCCCCAUCCCCAUCCGCCCCCCCAUCGUUCCAGUCAAGACCCCCACUGUGCCAGACUCUCCAGGCUACUCCCCUGGCUACUCCCCUGGCUACUCCACUAGCCCCACCCAACAGUGCAUGGGCAGCGAAGAGUACCUGAAUGGGGAUGAGACUCCACCCAGUGCCCUGGAGUACAUGAAGUCCUCCCCCAAGCGGCUGAGCCUGCCUGACACCAGCGCCUGGGGCUCCGAAGGGGGGCUGGACCGGAGCGUCUAUGCCCAGCAGCCCCCUAGUAUGGCUGGCCUCAGCCCAGAGGAAGACUCCCAGCUGGCCGCCAACCGCCACAGCCUGGUGGAGAAGAUAGGAGAGCUGGCGGCCAGCGCCCACGCCCUGGGCGAGGGUCAGUUCCCCUUCCCCCCUCUGGACCUUCUGCCAGCGGACCCAGUCGGGACCAACUCUGUACCUCAACACCCACAACACCUACCCCCCGAGCCCCAGGAGGGAGUGGAUAUGCUGGUGUCCAUAAGGAGGGGUGUGAGGCUCCGCAAGGCGGUCUCCAACGACAGAUCAGCCCCCAGGAUACUGCAGGAUACUGCCGCAGCCUCCAGGAUACUGCAUGAUACUGCCGCAGCCUCCAGGAUACUGCAGGAUACUGCCGCAGCCUCCAGGAUACUGCGGUAGUAUCUCCUGGGACUGACCCCAGAACUGUGGUACCCUUACUUAUAAUAAGCUCAACCUCUAGUAGUGAAAUGAAUGAACACUCAGCCUAUACAGGAAAACACUGUAUGAAAUGAAAGGGAAAACGAGUGUCAAUGUGUAAAGAUUUUAUGAAUGGCCAUGGGUGGCCAAUGGAGAAAUAUCAUAUAUUUGUAUGUCGUAUUCCUAUUUCCUAUGUUGUCUGUGGGCUUAGUGGCUUUGGUUGUCUAUUUCCUCUGUCUCCUGAUGCGUCAGCCCAGACACCUUCCCUUAUUCACAAAGUGUCUCAGAGUAGGUGUGCUGAUCUAGGAUCAAUUUAGCCUUUCAGAAAUUCCCGACUUGCUAAUUGGUUGUAGUUAUACACGUGGCACGUUCAACCAAUAAUAAGUCGUACAUUUAAGAGUUUCCUAGUUCCGACUAGCUCGUGAACGUGGCAUAUCACAGCCAUCUGUCAUCUGAAAGUGAUGGGGUCAAGUUGCUCCGUGAGCCUGUCUGUAUGUUAUGUCUUACUAUGCUGAUGUUUAUAUUACUGUUUGUAAAAUAAGCUGAAAACCAAUUGUGUAUGUCACAUAUCGGAUAAAUGUAAAAGUCAUGUAAAAUAGGACACGAUAUGGCAGUGUUUUUAUUGGUGUACUGUACUAUCAAUAUAUUCUGCAAUUAAACCAACC